Molecule: messenger RNA, 430 nt
Organism: Trachymyrmex cornetzi
Lineage: Eukaryota; Metazoa; Arthropoda; Insecta; Hymenoptera; Formicidae
Exons: 2
Coding region: 1-327 (108 amino acids)
Source: RefSeq, a predicted model, not a curated record
AUGGUGCCAACAUUUGUCGAUUUGCAAGGAUUUCUCGUGGAUAAGCGAUUUGUUGUCAAGGAGGUAGCAGUUCUAAAGAAUGGGAGCGAAUUGACAUACUACAUUUUUACAUGCUCAAUGCCAUGGCGUUUUCUGACGAAAGCUGAUCAAUCACAUGCCUCAUGGGUGAUGACACAUCAUCACGGAUUGCGGUGGAAUAAUGGGAUGGUACCAUAUCGUACGGCGCAGCGUUUGAUUUCAGAAGCUGUUGGUAGAGAAAGUAGGGCAAUUGUAUAUGUGAAGGGAUUUGAAAAAAAGGGGGUGGUUACUAGAUAUUUUGAACAAUGAUGACAUUAUAGUGGAAACGAUCGAUGCGCAUUACGGUGAGAUUGAAUCGCUUAAAACUUUAGACGCUACCAAUACGUAUCGGUGUGGAAGACACAGUAAAUGU